CCUGCAUGCGGGGAUGAGGCCUCCAUCACCCGGGGAUGCUGGGCAGACUGCAGGGGCCAUGUGCUUUCGCAGAUUAGUAUCUGGUAGACCUAGUGUACUGGCCGAAGAUCAGGGAUGGAAAGAAUGGAACCGACUACAUUACAACACUAUCGAACAAAAUUGGUUCAAGGACUUCAACACCGUUGAAUCAAUACAUAUUCAGCUGACGUUUAACCAGCCCCAUGUGAUCACAGGAGUCGCCACACAGGGCGUCGCCACGUGUGGCUCCAGCAGUUCGAGUUGCUCUGUCGAAAACUUUACACUCCUAUACGAAGAUGGCCCAUCGGGGACCUAUGUUACGGCAGGGACAUUCGAGGCCGUAGUGAGUAGAUUGGACGUGACCACGCCAAGGGUCAACAUGCUUCAACCUCACAUCACCACAGCGAAGCUGAAAUUUAUGGUGAAAAGUUUUGUUACUUUCCCGGUACUUAAAGUAGAAGUCCUUGGAUGCAGCGUAGCAGAACACGAGGCCAUGCCAGCAAAGUUGAAUCACUGUUACUUGGAUGACGUCAACAGUGAGAGUUUUACGGAUAUCGGCGGCAUAAGCGCCCACGUUCAUCACUGCGAGUCCGCCUGCAAGAAGCACAGCUUCUAUGCUAAAGAUCCGUCAGUCCCAAACAAAUGCUGGUGUGUGCGUGGUCCCUUCGGCACAUACGGCCAAGUAGAACCUGACAACGACUCGUGCUGCGUGUCGCCGUUCAAUAAUGGAAACAUAACAGGAAGGUUCAUCUACGUGGCUGGUCAAGGGACACCUCCGGAAUUGAAUGCUGAAUGCGCAGAGCAUGUGACAACAUACCCAGCAACAACACACCCAGCAACGACACAACCAACAAGGACACUACCAGCACCGACACAACCAGCAACGACACAACCAGCAACGACACAACCAGCAACGACACAACCAGCAACGACACAACCAGCAACGACACAACCAGCAACAACACAACCAGCAACAACACAACCAGGAACAACACAACCAGCAACGACACAACCAGGAACUACACAACCAGCAACGACACAGCCAGCAACGACACAACCAACAACAACACAACCAGCAACGACACAACCAGGAACUACACAACCAGGAACUACACAACCAGCAACAACACAACCAGCAAGGACUACGACAGCAAAACCAAAGAUACCACGUAAUGUUUGACUUUGGCAACAAUCGAGUAGUACAAAACUUAGAAAUCAAUGCAGUUGAGAUCCAUAGCGAAGUUUAUAUCCAUUAAGAAAUUCGUUAUCUUCUGUACAGCCUUGUUGGUACAAACAGUUAUAUUUGGUAAAGCUACCUAAUAAUGCAUCUAGCUUGCCUACACCUUUAAAUGACAACCCUGUUGCUUACCGGUGCGAAAGCGACCAGCAAUGCUGCCAGUAAAAUGCUUUGGCAACGUGAUGGCAUUAUUGCGUAACUUCCCCAAUGCUAUAAGGAGUGAUAGUUAUGUGGAGAUGGCAUACAUCAUUCAUCAAAUCUCUUGUUAGAUCUCUACUUGGUUAUAAUUAUCAGCUCUUUGCAAGACACACUGCAAAAAUACCAGGGACGUGAUGAUGACACAGUAACCGGUAGGUGCAGAUCUCAUACUGAUGAUUAUGAAUUUUUCUAUACUCGAUUGCCCUUACCUAUUAACGUAGGAUCGUGUGAGAUGAAUUGAAUUUACUUCAUUCCAUUUUUACUGCCGCUGAAAAUUUAUAGAACUUAUACAUUUGGCUUUGCAUGUUCAUGAAUGAAUAGCAUGUCUGUUAUUGUCCCAAUUCCUCAUUAAUUUUUUCCUAUACAUUUCGCUGCUCAAAACGUGUGCAAAGCCGUUGCAUGACAUCUAGCUUGUGCCCUUUCCCUGUGUCCUCGUGUGGAAGAAUAAUAGGUGGAGCGUGUAAUGUGGUUGCAGAAACAGUUAUCAUUGCAUUACUGUAUGCAGAGUGUGGUUACUAAUUUAAGGAAGUGGUUAGCAACAGCUAUAGUGUGGUCAGUAAUAGUAAAGGAGUGGUACGUGACAAUAAGAGUGUCGACUAAUAUAAAAAGCAUGAUUUUAGAACAGGUAGAAAUUCUUGACAUUUCUCAUUAAAGGAAUAUUUGCGAGAUUCUUGCUAAAUCCGAAUAAAAUAUAACAAAAUAUA
Messenger RNA from Priapulus caudatus, 2157 nucleotides. RefSeq names its product early nodulin-like protein 2. Lineage: Eukaryota; Metazoa; Priapulida; Priapulimorpha; Priapulimorphida; Priapulidae. Bases 14 to 1198 code for a protein of 394 amino acids. Gene Ontology annotation, cellular component: plasma membrane. The record is from RefSeq and is a predicted model, not a curated record. Gene Ontology annotation, biological process: leukocyte tethering or rolling; hemopoiesis. The transcript is spliced from 6 exons.